Alosa alosa (allis shad) is the source of this 2299-nucleotide messenger RNA. Its product is annotated as serine/threonine-protein phosphatase 2A 56 kDa regulatory subunit beta isoform-like. The record is from RefSeq and is a predicted model, not a curated record. Gene Ontology annotation, molecular function: protein phosphatase activator activity. Lineage: Eukaryota; Metazoa; Chordata; Actinopteri; Clupeiformes; Clupeidae. The transcript has 13 exons. Gene Ontology annotation, biological process: protein dephosphorylation; signal transduction. Bases 936 to 2270 code for a protein of 444 amino acids. Gene Ontology annotation, cellular component: nucleus; cytosol; protein phosphatase type 2A complex.
GAAGGCGAGGGGAGGAGAGACGCAGCCGGAAUGACGACACCCUAUAUGCGUCAAAAAUAAAUAAAUCAUAUUUAUAUAAGCGCUCUGAACAAGGUGGCUACUUAGUCGAGGCAAACAGCCAACAUAGGUAAUAAACAAGUAAGACAAAAGUAGAGAAUGCAGGAAAAUGACCGCGUUUUCCUUGUAUGAAUGAGAUGGAGCGACCGGCAGAGGGAGGCUCGUUAUAGGGAGGGAUGUGAGAAGAGCGCAAACAGCUGGAUGACAGAGCUACGUACGUUACACUUGUCAACGGAGUGCGGAUGAUACACGAACGGGUGGUCCUCUCGAGCGCUGUACUUAAUGGAAGAUAAAGAAUUCUCGAAAAUGGAUUUAUGCCUGGGGAUAUUCUUUACAUCACUGCGGCUCGUGAAAUCAAGCUAGAGCUCAUUCUCGACGUGGGAAAGUAGCAUCAUUUUAUCCCAGUUUUUGUAUGCUCCAGGCUAUUUUUCUGUUGGGCAUAACCAAUUACAUAUUCUGUCGACAAGGCACCGUCUGUAAAGGGAUGGCAGGAAUCAUGGUAUGAGAUCAUAAUUCACCCGCUAGGACGGGCGAUUCGGCAUCAAUUCUUCAGACUACUACAGAUGCACAACCUCUGGGAAAAAACUAAGAGUUUUAAAUACGGUUCAUCGGCAGAUAGAAACCUAAGCAAGAUAUCCUCUUGUCUGUGAAAUAUUGAUGCAAUAGUCCUAAUAAGCCGGACAGUAGGACUGUGCUGCCCGCCACUAAGCCUAUAAACUUUCGCUUACAUUAUGGAUCUGGAGUUUAAGGAUAGCUUCUAAACUGGCCCGUUUCAUGAGGAUUUUGCACGACGUAUCUAUUCAGCUUGACCAUAGGACAGAACUGGGCAUAUAAACAAUUCUGAAGUAAGUUCCACACCCCGGCGGUGAUCUGUGAUUAUGGAGAGCACCAAACUCCCUCCGUCCAGCCCCACGUCGCCCACCACCGGCUUCUCUGUUCCAAAUGCUGAGAAGAUCGAUGGUUUCCCCCGGCGGUCCAUGCGCAGGGCCCGGCAGAGGCGCUCGCACAGCUCCUCCCAGUUCCGAUACCAGAGUUCCCAGGUGGAACUAACGCCACUGCCCCUUCUCAAAGAUGCGGUGGCCGGGGAGCUCCACGAGCUGUUUGUGCAGAAGCUGCAGCAGUGUUGCGUCCUGUUCGACUUCCUGGACUGUGUGGCUGACCUCAAGGGCAAGGAGAUCAAACGCGCCGCACUCAACGAGCUGGUGGAAACCAUGGCAACCAGCAGGGGCAUCCUCAUCGAACCCAUCUACCCAGAGGCCAUCAAGAUGAUCUCGGUGAACAUCUUCCGCACGCUGCCGCCCAGUGAGAACGCUGAGUACGACCCUGAGGAGGACGAGCCCACUCUGGAGGCCGCCUGGCCUCACCUGCAGCUGGUGUACGAGUUCUUCCUGCGCUUUGUAGAGUGUCCAGACUUCCAGCCCUCAGUUGCUAAGCGAUACCUAGACCAGAGGUUUGUCCUGCAGCUGUUAGAGUUGUUUGAUACAGAGGACCCGCGGGAGAGAGAGUACCUGAAGACCAUCCUGCACCGCGUCUACGGCAAGAUGCUGGGCCUGCGCGCCUACAUACGCAAACAGAUCAACAACAUCUUUCUGAGGUUCAUCUAUGAGACUGAGCACUUUAACGGAGUUGCAGAGCUGCUCGAGAUCUUGGGCAGCAUCAUCAAUGGUUUUGCCCCGCCGCUGAAGGCGGAGCAUAAGCAGUUCCUGGUGCGAGUGCUGAUUCCACUGCAUAAGGCCCGGUCACUCUCCGUCUUCCACGCGCAGUUGGCCUACUGUGUGGUGCAGUUCAUGGAGAAGGACGCCACGGUCACGGAAUACAUUACUGAAGGUCUGCUGAAGUUCUGGCCAAAGACGUGUACACAGAAGGAGGUGAUGUUGCUGGGGGAGUUGGAGGAGAUUCUGGACGUAAUUGAGCCCACUCAGUUCCAACGUGUGCAAGAGAAACUCUUCAAGCAGAUCGCUCUCUGCAUCUCCAGUCCACACUUUCAGGUGGCAGAGAGAGCUCUGUACUUCUGGAACAAUGAGUACAUUCUGAGUCUGAUUGAGGAGAACUGCCAGGUGAUCCUCCCUCUGGUCUUCGCCACCCUCUACAGAGUCUCCAAAGAGCACUGGAACCAGAUGAUUGUGUCUCUGAUCUCUCAUGUGUGUGUGUUUUGGAUGCAGGAUGAUUGUGUCUCUGAUCUCUCAUGUGUGUGUGUUUUGGAUGCAGGAUGAUUGUGUCUCUGAUCUCUCAUGUGUGUGUG